UAAUAAUAAAUCUGUCAUUAUUUGACAGCCAACUCCUUAAAUUAAUGUUUAUUAAUUUAAUUAACCAAAGAAAAUUUUAUAGAAGCUAAUUUAUAAUGGAUGAAAAUUCUCCAAAGGAUGAUCAGAGUAAUCAUAAUGAUGAUUCAUACUCUGAGACAGAUGAAAUUGAGCCAAAGUUAAAAUAUGUUAGAAUGCAAAAUAACAUAAAAGAUAUAUUGGAAAAUGAUGCUGCAAGUUGUAUUGCUGUUCAUUCAAAGUUUCUUUGUUUGGGUACACACUGGGGUAGAAUACAUGUACUUGAUCAUCAAGGAAAUAAAAUACAAUCAAAAACUCUUCAAGGUCAUACAGUUGCUGUUAAUCAAAUAUCAAUUGAUCAAAAAGGUGAUUGUAUUGCAUCAUGUUCAGAUGAUGGUAAAAUAUUUAUAUGUGGUCUUUAUACAUCAGAUAAUAAUCAUAAUAUACCACUUGGUCGUUUGGUUAAAAGUAUUGCAAUUGAUCCAAGUUAUUCAUUAAAUGGUGGUAAUAAAAGAUUUAUAACUGGUGAUGAUAAAUUAGUAUUAUAUGAAAAAUCAUUAUUUUCAAGAAUUAAAUUAACAAUAUUAUGUGAAGCUGAAGGUGGUGUUAGAUCAGUUGCUUGGAUGGGACAAUUUGUUGCAUGGGCAUCUGAUACUGGUGUACGUGUUUAUGAUUUAAAUGCAAAAUGUUCAUUGGGUUUAUUAAAAUGGUCAAAAAGUCAAUCAGCUUUACCAGAACAUUAUCGUUGUAAUUUACGUUGGAAUAAUGAACGUAUAUUAUUAAUUGGUUGGAUUGAUACUGUUAGAAUAUGUCAAAUACGUAAAAGAUCAAUACAAGAAAUGAUUAAUCGUGAUUUACCAGAAUAUAUUGUUGAUCCAAUAUCAACAUUUCAAGUUGAUUUUUAUAUAUCUGGUAUUGCACCACUUGAUAAACAAUUAGUUAUUCUUGGUUGUCCAAAAGAACUUGAUGAUGAUGGAAAAAGUCAAAGACCAACAUUACAUAUUGUUGAACCAAAAUAUCAAGAUUUUAUAACAAUAUGUGCAAAUUAUCUUAGUUUAAGAGGAUAUAAAGAAUACAGUUGUAAUGAUUAUAAUCUUGAUUGUUUAACUGAUGAAAAUCGUUUUUUUAUUGUUAGUCCAAAAGAUAUUGUUAUUGCUAGUUUAUAUGAUAUUGAUGAUCGUAUUGAAUGGUUAUUAUCACAUGGUAAAUUUGAAUUAGCACUUGAAGCUGUUACAAUAAAUGAUGGUAAAGAUUGUAAAAAAUAUAAUUUAAUAAAUGUUGGAAGAGUUUAUCUUGAUUAUUUAUUAACAACUAAAAAUUAUAAUGAUGCUGGUAAGCUAUGUUUAAAAGUACUUGGUAGAGAUAAAAAAUUAUGGGAAGAUGAAGUAUAUAAAUUUGCAAGAGUACAUCAAUUACGUUCAAUAUCAUCAUAUUUACCACGUGGUGAAAUAACACUUGAUCCAUUAAUAUAUGAAAUGGUAUUAUUUGAAUAUUUAAAAAUGGAUCCAAAUGGUUUUUUACAAUUAGUUAAAGAAUGGUCACCAAAAUUAUAUACUGUUGCUGCUGUUGUUAAUGGUGUACUUGAACAUUUAUUAAAUCAUAUACAAUAUAAAAAUGUUUUACUUGAAGCAUUAGCAAUAUUAUAUAGUCAUGAUGGUAAAUAUGAUAAAUCAUUAGCAAUGUAUUUAAAAUUACGACAUAAAGAUGUAUUUCAAUUAAUACAAAAACAUCAACUUUAUCAAUCUGUUUAUGAUAUGAUUGAAGGACUAAUGGAUUUAGAUGCUGAUAGAGCUAUACAAUUUUUUUUAGAUAAAGACAGAGUACCAUCUGAUAUUGUUGUUAAAAAAUUACAAAAUAAUCAUCGUUAUUUGUAUCUUUAUUUAGAUGCACUUGAUAAAAAAGAUACUAAAGAAUUAAAAGGUAAAUAUCAUGGUUUACUUGUUAGAUUAUAUGCUGAUUAUUCUCGAGAUAAAUUAUUACCAUUAUUAAGAAGAUCAGAUAAUUAUCCAAUUCAACAAGCACUUGAUAUAUGUAGUCAAAAAAAAUUUUAUCCAGAAAUGGUUUAUUUACUUGGUAGAAUUGGUAAUACAUCUGAGGCACUUGGACUUAUGACUAGAGAACUUAAUGAUAUGGAAUCAGCUAUUGAAUUUUGUCAAGAACAUGAUGAUGAAGAAUUAUGGAAUGAUCUUAUUAAUUAUUCAUUAAAUAAUUCAGAAAAUAUUACAUUUUUAUUACAAAAAAUUGGUACAUAUGUUGAUCCAAGAUUAAUGGUACAAAGAAUUGAACCAACAAUGAAAAUACCUGGACUUAAAAAAGCACUUGUUAAAAUGAUGUGUGAUUAUAAUCUUCAAGUUGAUGUACAAAAAGGAUGUAAAACAAUAUUAUCAAAUGAUUAUUUUAAUUUACAUGAAAAACUUGUUAGAUCACAUCAAAAAGGUAUAUUAAUUGAUGAUGAUCAAAUGUGUGGAGCAUGUCAUCGUAAAGUUAUUGUUAGAGAUCCAAGAAAUCUAGUCGUUUUUUAUUGUAAACAUUUAUUUCAUAAAGAGUGUCUACCUGAUAUUGAACAAGAAAAUUGUGGAAUAUGUAAUCCACAAAAAGAAAAAACAACACUAGGAAAAUGAUCUCAUCAAUUAUGAAUUUUUUUAAAUUUUUGACAAUAACAAAAAAAGAAGCCAUUAUUAAUUUUUUUUUCUUGGAAAAAACAAAUGUAAAUAAUUUAUUUUUUUUUUUUUUCUAUUUCAUAUUUUAAUACUUUAUACGUAAAUUUAUAGAAAGACAAAUUAAUUAACCAGUGUAAUUUACAGUUUAUUAGCUCUUUUAUUAAUUGAACAGAAAAAAAAAUUAUUAAUUUUAUUUUUUAAAUAAUUUUUUUAUGAAUUAUAUUUUUGAUUAAUUUUAUUAUUCAAGUGUGAUAUAAAUAAACAAUGUAAAUAAUCAUCGUUAUAUAAUAAUAUUAAUUUUUAUCAUGUGCAACAAUAAAAUGUUUAUAUAAAUUGAAAAAAAAAAAAAA
Messenger RNA from Aphidius gifuensis, 3025 nucleotides. RefSeq names its product vacuolar protein sorting-associated protein 41 homolog (gene lt). NCBI's taxonomy places the organism in Eukaryota, Metazoa, Arthropoda, Insecta, Hymenoptera, Braconidae. Gene Ontology annotation, molecular function: protein binding. Gene Ontology annotation, cellular component: HOPS complex; late endosome. The transcript has 4 exons. Gene Ontology annotation, biological process: protein targeting to vacuole; vesicle-mediated transport; endosomal vesicle fusion. The record is from RefSeq and is a predicted model, not a curated record. The coding region runs from base 96 to 2636 and encodes 846 amino acids.